Molecule: messenger RNA, 789 nt
Organism: Akanthomyces muscarius
Lineage: Eukaryota; Fungi; Ascomycota; Sordariomycetes; Hypocreales; Cordycipitaceae
Exons: 2
Coding region: 1-789 (262 amino acids)
Source: RefSeq, a predicted model, not a curated record
AUGGAUGCCACAACUUUUGCGGCCGACAAGGCCGUAAAAAUUUCCCUCCAAGACGACGAUGAAUAUUUAGGAGACGACGAUUUCCAAUAUGACGCUGCGGUGAUAUCCAGCGAAGAGAUUGGGCAAAGCUUUGUGACAUGUGCGCUGACAAUAUCGCGGUUUGGCCACUACGCGACCGCGUCCGCCGCUCUCCUCGUCCUCCGGUUCGAGCUCGGCGGACCGCCCGGCAACCGGCACCGCUUCAAGUCGGCCAGCAUCCUCGCGCGGCUGCGCCCUCUCGCCGGCGACGCCUCGUCGCUUAGCGUGCUGAAGUACUGGCCGGAGAGGCACCACGAUGCGCCUUCGGCGCAGCACAUCGAGCGCAGGUUCGGCGCCGGUCUGGGUUCCUCCGGCGGCGGGAUGGCGGCACUCAGCACCUCGGCGCAGCGCUCCGUGUCGUACACGCGGCACGCGCAGCGGCGCAUCCGCGGUGUGGCGUCUGGCCGGCCGGUUCUCAACCAAGUGCAAUGGACGCUCGAGGAGAAUGAGUUGGAGCAGGACGGCGUGUGGGAGCAUUUUCAGCUCGCACUGCUGGUGCGACACGACGGCAAGUUUACGAUUGAUGUGGGCAUCAAAACGAAAGUUGGGUUUAGCACAGAUCCGCGGAAAUAUUUGCUGAGGCCGUUGAAGGGUAGCUCGGGGACGAAGAUUGUCGAUCCGAAGACGCCGAUCGGUGAGGCCGAUGAGGCGCUGGAUGGGAAUCCGGAUCUGCGUGGCGUUGAGUUGUCGGGGUUCACUGCCUUUGGAUAG